Molecule: messenger RNA, 1041 nt
Organism: Rhododendron vialii
Lineage: Eukaryota; Viridiplantae; Streptophyta; Magnoliopsida; Ericales; Ericaceae
Exons: 2
Coding region: 314-637 (107 amino acids)
Source: RefSeq, a predicted model, not a curated record
AUGUUUACGCAAGAUGGGAAAUGAGGGAUUUGAUUCAAACGAGCCAUCACAUUGAUCAAGUAUGAUGCGUCAGCUACCUUCCCAUUCCUACCAAAGCGUUGAGGGAUUUCAUUGUUGGAUUCUUCAUCGUUCUCAACAAAGACUCUGUCUAAAGACAGUGUUGAAGAAAUAAAAUAUUUAUUGUAGAAUAUUUGUUGUCUAUUGACUAUAUUUGUCUUUUGAAGACACAUCAAGUAGCUAUUGGAGCUAAAGUCAUCCUCGUUUGUUUUGACAUGCCUGACAAAGUUUUCAUUUUUCUGUUGCUAUAUUCCAGAUGGCUCUUCGGGCACCAUUAGAUGGUGGCCCAUGCAUGCUACGAAGUAGCUUUGGAGAUUGGGAAGUUGCAGCUAUGUGCUUCCGCAAUGAUUCACAUCGUUUGGUAUACAAACCUUCGAGGAGUUUUGUUUGUAAGUAUGCUGAAACAUUAGCCAUUGAUGGACGGCGGUGGGAUUCAGCAGUGGAAGUAGUUCCAUGGCCUAACAAAAUGAUUUAUGCCUCAUUUCUAUAUCUUUUCCAAAUCAAUGAUGAAACUUGCUGGUUUGUUAAAAAUAUUGAAACCGAUAUUAAUGCUGAGUUUGUGAGAAGAUUUGCUUAUUAAGUUCGUUGUCAUUGUACAGGGUCAUGUGAAUGCUCAUUUGAUAUUCAACUUUAUACCACGAUCAACCUUUAAAGUUCAGGGACACAUUAGGUUUUGUUCAUUUAGGUAUUUUGACUCAUCUCAUGCUCAGUAUUUUGUAAUUUUAGGUAUUCGUUAUGUUGAUGAUUGCUUUGUUGUCUGCAAUCAAUUUUGUAAGUUCUUCGCACUUUGCAAUUAUUUUCCUAAAAUAUUGGCAAGUGAUAUUUCAUUGAGCAAUAUAUAUCUAAAUAAAUGCUUUUUGUUGUGUUGUUUGUUUAGUACUGUGAAUACCCAAAAAUUGUCUAUUUCUUAUGUCCAUUCUUCGGCUGCUUGAUGGUACAUUGACAAUGGGAAUUUCACUGGCAUAUUGCUAAAAUUGGUAUCUU